AUGCAGUCCGGCGGCACCGCCUCACAGUCGCCAGAGGCCAGCAGCGGUGCGGCAGCAGCAGCGCCUGCGGCGGCCGGGCCACUGCGCAUCCCCGACGCCGCCCUGGCGAAGCAGCUGGGCCUGAACGAGGCGCUGCUGCAGUCGGUGAUGCAGCUGCCCGGCACGCAGAACAUGGUGGACCUCAAGACGCGCCUGGUCAGCCUGGCCGACUGGAACAACAGCCUGCGCAAGGGCGUGCUGCCCAAGGCCUCCUCACUGCAGUGGCCGGAGGAGCCCUUCCGCUCCCAGUUCCUGGAGGUGCUCAAGGGGCUGGAGAUGGCUCGCUUCACGCGGCGCCACCCCAAGCUGCUGCCGCCGCUGCUCAGCCAGUUCAUGCAGCUGGUGUCGGAGUUUGAGGCGCAGCUGCUUGAGGAGGAGGCGCAGCAGAAGCAGCAGCAGCAGCAGCAGCAGCAGCAGCAGCAGGCGUCCAAGUCGGAGGGGCAGAACCCGCAGGAGCAGCAGCAGCAGGGCGAGGGCGAGGGGCAGGGGGAGGGCGGCGGGGAGCAGGACCAGGCGCCGGACGAGGCAGACAUGCAGGGCAGCAGCCAGCAGCAGUCGGAUGCGCAGGGCAAGGAGGGGGAGCAGCAGGACUUUGACGUCGACCUGGAGGAUGCGCAGAGCAGCCAGGGGGAGCGGCCGCAGGACCUGAGCGACCAGGCUGGCAGCAGCACGGAGCAGCUGGUUGAGAAGCUGCUGGAGGGGUUCAAGGAGCAGUGGGCACCUGUGAUGGAGAACAUUGACAUUGCGGAGCAGGCGUUUGACGACAUCGACGGGUUGCUGGAGGGGCCCCAGGGCUUUGACAGCAGCAGCAGCGUGUGGCACCAGACGGGCUGGCGUGAGGUGGCGUCCCUGCGCAAGAAGCUGGAGGACCUCAAGGAGCUGCGGGAGCUGGUGCGCCAGCUGGGGCGCGGCGGCGGCAAGGGCCCGCUGAAAAAGGCGCCCGAGCAGGUGUACAACAGCAGGAGCCCGCCCGGGGUCAUCCGCUCGCCCAUGCAGCCAGAGGAGACGCGCGGCCUCACGCGCUCGGGCGACCUCAGCCGCAUGCUGCCCUUUGAGGCGCACCUGCUGGCGGCGGGCUGGCCGCGCUGGGAGGCGGCCGGCGAGGAGGGCGGCGGCGGCGGCGAGGGCGGCGAGGGCGGCGGCGAGGGCGGCGGCGGCGAGGGGGAGCGGGUGAUGACGCGGGAGGGGUCUCGCGGCGCCCGCAUGCUGUUCCAGGCCAGGAGGGCUGAGCGCAUGCUGAUGAGCUACGAGCGCGAGGGGUGGGUGGAUGAUGAGCGCGCGCGGCUGACGGGCAGGCUGGAGGUGCGGCCCGCCGCCGAGCUGGGCCCCAUCAUCGUCUGCCUCGACACAUCGGGGUCGAUGUACGGCGCGCGUGAGGUGGUGGCCAAGGCUGUGGCGCUGGAGUGCAUGCGCGGCGCGCACCGCCAGCAGCGCCCCUGCUACCUCUACUCGUUCAGCGGCCCCGGCGAGGUGGUGGGGCUGGAGCUGGGCACAGACGCCGCCUCCCUCAAAAACCUGCUGACCUUCCUGACCUGCGGCUUUGGCGGCGGCACAGAUGUGGAUGCGCCCCUGGCGCUGAGCCUGGAGCGGGUGGGGCGCGAGGAGUGGGCGCUGGCCGACAUCCUUCUCUGUACGGACGGCGAAAUCCCGCAGCCCUCAGAGGACAUCCUGGAGCGGCUGGCCGCCGCCCGGCAGUCGCUGGGGCUGGAGGUGCACGGGCUGCUGGUGGGGCGCAACGUGACGCCGCCGAUGGAGGCGCUGUGCAGCCACCUGCACGUGUUUCGGAGCUGGUCUGUCGUGGGAGGCGGCCCAGAUGGAUAG
Chlorella variabilis is the source of this 1860-nucleotide messenger RNA. RefSeq lists its product as hypothetical. The transcript is spliced from 15 exons. NCBI's taxonomy places the organism in Eukaryota, Viridiplantae, Chlorophyta, Trebouxiophyceae, Chlorellales, Chlorellaceae. The record is from RefSeq and is a predicted model, not a curated record. Bases 1 to 1860 code for a protein of 619 amino acids.